Pristis pectinata (smalltooth sawfish) is the source of this 540-nucleotide messenger RNA. Its product is annotated as cytochrome c oxidase subunit 7A2, mitochondrial-like. Lineage: Eukaryota; Metazoa; Chordata; Chondrichthyes; Rhinopristiformes; Pristidae. The transcript is spliced from 4 exons. Gene Ontology annotation, biological process: mitochondrial electron transport, cytochrome c to oxygen; mitochondrial respirasome assembly; regulation of oxidative phosphorylation. Bases 115 to 375 code for a protein of 86 amino acids. The record is from RefSeq and is a predicted model, not a curated record.
GGAGACAGAUCACGUGAUCACCCGCCGCACUGGGCGCCUGUCCCACGUGACCCACCCUGCCUCCGCUCGGUGCAUUGUGGGCUUUGGUGUGUCCUUGCGGGAAGCCGAGGCGACAUGAGCGGCCUGGGGAUGCGCGGCCUGCGGGCCUUCCAGCAGCUUUCACAACGAACCUUCAGCACUGCAACCCGCAGAGGGGUGGAGAAUAGGGUCCCUGAGAAGCAGAAAAUUUUUCAGGCAGACAAUGGGAUACCAGUUUACUUGAAAGGAGGGGUUGGAGAUGCUGUGCUCUACAGGCUAACCAUGGCACUCACUGUUGGGGGUACAGUUUAUGUUCUCUACCAACUGUUCGAUGCUGCCCUGCCUCGUAAGAAGUAACAUUUGUUCACAACCAUGUCUGUAACUCCAUUUUAUUACACAACCCUGUCUAACUAAAUUGUAACUCUUCAGGGAUCUGAUCUUGUGAAUGGCUGUUCAUGGCUUAUGGGAACAGUAACUUAUUUAACAAGGAUUAUGUAAUGAGAAAUAAAGUGAUUAAUCACA